Nematocida parisii ERTm1 is the source of this 300-nucleotide messenger RNA. RefSeq lists its product as uncharacterized. The transcript has a single exon. The record is from RefSeq and is a predicted model, not a curated record. Bases 1 to 300 code for a protein of 99 amino acids. Lineage: Eukaryota; Fungi; Microsporidia.
AUGGCGCAAAGAAAACCGUCAAAGACAACAAACAACAAAAGGUCAACGCAUAGAACAACCAGCAUAGGAUGCAAGCUGAGAAACAGAGCAAAGGACUAUGACGAAAUACGAAAAAGAGUGGAGGAAAACAUCAGCGAGCCAAUAGAAAACCCCAAGCACGCACGGUGUAUAGAAUGCGAUAGAGUAAUGGAGGCCAACACGCUUGAUAAGCACCGAAAGUCAAGGGAUCACAAAAGAAGGCUUAAGGACCUACUAGAGGAUGCUUUAUUAGAACAGGAUAGAAAGAAUGGGUUAUGUUGA